Chelmon rostratus (copperband butterflyfish) is the source of this 5120-nucleotide messenger RNA. It is a transcript of the gene arfgap1, whose product is annotated as ADP-ribosylation factor GTPase activating protein 1. Gene Ontology annotation, molecular function: GTPase activator activity. Gene Ontology annotation, biological process: regulation of ARF protein signal transduction; regulation of endocytosis. Lineage: Eukaryota; Metazoa; Chordata; Actinopteri; Chaetodontiformes; Chaetodontidae. The transcript has 13 exons. Gene Ontology annotation, cellular component: Golgi membrane. The record is from RefSeq and is a predicted model, not a curated record. Bases 206 to 1453 code for a protein of 415 amino acids.
AACAGGAACAUGGCUACCGGUGUUUAACAUCAGCAGUCCAUCGUUAUAAUAUACCUCUGUUGGCCUUACACAGUCAGUGACAGUAUUAUACUCGCUGUGCCACCGCCACAGAAGAAAAGCCUUCGUAGAAUUUAUCGGCGGAGCCAGCAGACCCUGCAGAAACUGCGUCCUCGUUGUCCAUCAAUCACAAACAGUGCGGGUCAACAUGGCAAGUCCAAGGACCAGAAGAGUUCUGAAGGAAGUGAGAACCCAAGACGAAAAUAAUCUAUGUUUUGAGUGUGGAGCAUUUAACCCUCAAUGGGUUAGUGUGACCUAUGGGAUCUGGAUUUGCCUUGAGUGCUCUGGAAAGCAUAGAGGCCUGGGAGUACAUCUAAGUUUUGUGCGCUCUGUCACCAUGGACAAGUGGAAAGAUAUUGAGCUUGAGAAGAUGAAAGCGGGAGGAAAUGGAAAAUUCCGCCUGUUUCUUGAACUCCAAGAUGAUUAUGAUCCAACCUGGACUUUACAGGAGAAAUACAACAGCAAAGCUGCCGCACUCUUUAGAGACAAGGUUGCAACUUUAGCAGAGGGUAAGGAGUGGUCCAUUGAGACAUCCCCUGCCAGGAACUGGACAUCUCCUCAACCCAAGACCAGCCUUUCAUCCUCUCAUCGCUCUGGAGGACCUGGACAAAACUCAGUGAAAUCUAGCGACAAAGCUUUUGAAGACUGGUUGAGUGAUGACGUUAACUCAUAUCAGAGUGGAGGGGGUUACAGUGGGAAUCAAGAGAAUCGGUAUGUUGGCUUUGGCAACACAGUGACUCCAGAGAAGAAAGAGGAUGACUUCAUCAACAAUGCCAUGUCUUCUAUUUAUUCAGGUUGGAGCAGUUUCACUGUUGGAGCCAGCAAGUUUGCCUCUAUUGCUAAAGAUAAUACAACUAAACUGGCAAACCAAGCAACCUUAAAGGCCACAGAGUUAGGACAGACAUUAAAUGAGAAUGUUAUCAAACCUACCCAAGAAAAGGUGAGAGAUGGCAAAUUGCUAGAUGAGAUGGCAGUCAGCAUGACUGGGCUGGCAAACAAGGUGCAGGGAGCUGGUGCAAAAUUGACUAAUAUCUUCUCGGGGAAACCAGAAGAUGGGUCUGCUGGAGAGAGCUACCAGAACAUGGAUGCCACUGAGGGAUAUCAGGGCAGUUCAAGCCAGCCUAUCGGAAAGGACUUCUGGGAAACCUUUGGCAGCAACACCUCCUUAAAGGCCAAGAAAUCUCCCAGCAGUGACAGCUGGACCAUCGCAGAUAAUUCUGCAAAGAAGAGCUCUGACAGUUGGGACAAUUGGGGCUCCGAAGCAGCGUCCAACAACAAACACAGCACAGAGGAGAGCUGGGAGGCCUGGGACAACAACUGGGAGAACGCGGAUGGUAAGACGAAGAAGAGUCCCACGAAACCUGCGGAGGAAACCUGGGAAAAUGCAGACUGGUAGUGACCUCACAACCAUUCAUCUCCUCACCCUUUUCCCCACUUGGGCCUUUCCCCUUCUGUUUCUCUCUCUGUGUUCAUCUCACUGGCACUUUCAGGGAAAAAGCUGCGUCAGCUAAGUUCCUGUCAUUCCAUUCAAAAUCUAUUUAUUAUAAACCCAAGAAACAAUAAAUGAAGCCCAGGGUUAAGUUGAUGUCAUUAUUAAAUGAAUAUUCUAAAAAUGUACAACUAUAUUGACCUGCAGUCAUUUAUUUUAUUGUAAAUUACCUUCAUUACAAGGAAUUCAGUGAAAUCAUUGUAGAUAUGAUCAUAAAUUGCCCAAAUAUAACACUCUUAAUGAUGAAUGAGCCAGUGUUAAUAUGGGUUUUGAUGGGUUUAAUGAUACUGGUUUUCAGCUUGCCACAUAAAAAAUGAUGCAUGAAAGAGAAAAUGUGACAGUGUAAAUAUAAAUCCUUGUAGAUACAGUAUGAUUGACUGAACACUAAUGCCAUUAUUUUCUGUGUUCAAUCAGUUUGAUUUGUUCUGCUCCUGGACCCUUUGCACAUUUUGGUUUUGGAAAAUUGAUUUAGAAAAACAUUUUCCACAGAAUAGAGCCCUUUACAUACCGUAGCCACAAAGUGUUUAAUUAAAGGAACAAAUACCCACUGUGUAAUAUUGGCUCCCAUUAAUCAAAUUCUGUGUCGAUAUGUACAUCUGAAAUGAAAAUAAUAUGUUGUGAGUUUGGUUGAAAAUGUGCAAAUAGUCAAGGAAUUGAAAAUCAGAGAGUUGCUGAUACAACAUAAUCAUGUUGUCAAGACCGGAUGAAUUUGGUUGUCCUGAACAAAUUAAGUUGAUCAAUAAGUGCCCCUCUGGUAAAAUGGUUAAAUUGCUAUAUAAAUACACAUAUCAAAUUGGUGUCAUGGAGACAAGCUGACUUAAAACUUAGCUUUUUCUCAAAAUGGAUGUAAUUAAUUAAAAUCAAUUAGCUCUUGAAACAAAUUGUGAUUGGUUGAUACGAUAUUGUGGUUUUCCUUUUUUCCAUUUUCACCGUCUGUUAACAGCUCAAAACCUGCCUGACUCCCAUUCAAACAGUCAUUGCAAAGGUCUUCAGUGAUAGUUAAAGUAUUAUUUUAAGCACAUCCUCAACAUCAUAUUAAGAUUUUUUUUUAGUUGUUAUGAAAAUCCUCAAGUAUUGUGACUUUAUUCUGCAACAUGUUGCAAUUCAGCACAUUGUUUCUUUUUUUUAAAAAUCUCUUUUAGUUUUAGUUUUACUUUCUUUUUUUACAGCUGAAAUUACUUAACAUUUGAAAUCAGUCUGUUUGGGUUGAAAAUUGUCGAACUAAAAUUUGCCAGAAGUUGCUCACAAAAUUUUAUUCAGAAUGAAAUUAUAAUAAACUGUGACAAUACCUGCCAGUAGGCAUUGAUCUACUGGGGGGAUGUUUGUUUGUUUGUUUUCCUGACCUUGAAGCAUGCUAAUACUACUUGAAUUAAAAUUAAGUGCAGUACAGACAGUACAGGCUGUAUUCACUUGUAAAGUCCUUAAACCCAGGCUUAAGUUGGGCCAGACAUUUUGACAAACAUGCAUCCUGUUACAAUGACAUUUAACAGUGAUUAAUGGCUCACAUUAUGAAAGCCUUUUGUUGCACAUCAGCAGUUGUUUCAUUCAUGAUUUUUUGCAAUUUUAUUUUUACGAACAUGUGGGAAUUUUGUCUGAAUAUUAUAUACAGUUUAGUGACGGUGAUUUCACACAGGAGUCACUCAGUGCAGACGGGAUGAUACAAUAAGUGGACACAGAUGGGGACUGUAGACUACAUUGUUAACUGCGUGGUGUUGCCUGUAACUUGUGGCCUCAACUGAACUGUAAAUUUCAUCUCGUAUGAAGCAGCUCUGUGUGAGCUGCUCUCCACAUCUGUGUCAUCACACCUCGGUCAUUAUGUGUUAUGAUUCGGUGUCACAGAUGUCUUCACACUUAUAUUAAGAUCUGAAUGGCAGAUUCACAUUAAUGAGGCUCAUUAUACGCUGCUUAGCUUGUCAGAGCUCUCCAACACUUGUUAUGAAUUAAUUUAAUCAACCUCAUGCACCCCUCAGAUGAAAUGGCAGCUGGACUCACAUUGUUCAUCAUAGAUGCAGAUGUGUCAUGAAAAGCUCAUUGUUUUAACAAGUAGGAAUGUAGUCUGUGUGAAAUUGGGUACGAUAUUCUGGUAAUCUUAAAAAUAGAAUUGGCUGUCGAGAUUUAGAGCUAGGCCAAUUUUGCAGCACCUAACUUCCCUAUGUGGCCUUUACUUCCCUACAGCAUAAGGUGUUGCGACUUAAUCAUACUGUAAACGACUGUAAAGUUUCAUGUUUGUGCAUGUAAUCGCCAACAGAUGCUCAGUUUUCAUGAAUGAUGCAAACCGCUCAAACUGAACUAAAGUUAAAUUACACCUGAAACAACUCCAGGUUUGAGUUUGAUUUGUCUACAGUGUCAGAAGAUAUUUUUUAGGCUUGAUGUCUGUGAUCAUGAAGAGGCCAGUAGUCAUUUAUUAACUACCCAAGGAGAAGUGUAGCAGUGCAGUGUAGCUGCUGGAUUAUUGUUCGUUAUUGGGGUGUUACAACACUUUGCUGUACCUUUAUAGGCACUACUCAUGGGGCCUCAUGAUUAGUAAAAAGAAUAUUUUACUGUCACUGGUUUUAACAUGUGAAGGAUGAAUCCUGACAACUUUAUUCCAUGCCCAUUUCCUACCUCUAAGAAGUCUUCAGUUUACUGCCAAAUUUUCAGUAGUGAACAUGCUUUUCUUUCUUUUUUUUUUUUUUUUUUGGUCUUAACCUUUCAGCAUCGUUUUGAUGUUGAAUUUAUAACAACAGGCUCGGUUUGCUUUGGCCAUAUUUUGUCUUUGCUGAAAGAUGUGUGUUGAAGCAAAGCCACAAACAUGGUUCUACAUUGUUGUGUGUUCUCAGUAAUGAUGCAGUUAUUUAAAAGAAAAACAAAAACUAAAGAUCACUCCUGCAACAUUUGUGUCGCUGAACCUCUCUAGUCAUGUGCUCACAUAUGGUCAUGUAUCUCAAACCUGAAACAGCUGUGAUUGCUUUCUGUUGAUGUCAGUUUGCCUGUGUGUCUCUGACGCAGUGAGGUGUACCUGUCAGUAAAUCACCAUCAAAGGCAAUGUCAAAUGAUAUAUUGUCACCCUCAGCUUUCCCUGUAUUUCUAAAGCUUUCGGACAGUUGUUUUGUCUUUUGUUUGAAUGGAAGAAGCGCUGUGAUGUCUCACAGGCUAAAAAAAGGGAAAUAUUUGUACAGUCACUUGUCUGAGAUCUGUAAAAGAGCUUAUCGUUCUGAAAUACCAGAGCUUUUUUAUUGGUGAAUGUCCUGUCUGGGUUACUGGUAUACUUGAUUCAUGGGUGAACUGCAGAAUGUGUCAUUGACUGAAAUGCAUCCCAUAGGUCUUGAUAUAAGGUGAUGAUUUUUUUUUUUAUAAACCUGAUGUAAUCUGAAUCUGAUUCUAAACUUUAAAACUCUCCAGAGCAGCAGUUGAGCUCAGCGUCUGUGCCUGUUGAACAUCUGAGAUCGGGUAUGUUCGUGUUCGUUGAUGAAACUACUAUGUCAGAAAUACUAUUUUUGAUGUCAUGCAUGAGGUGUAACGUGGAGCUAAAAAACCUUCAGCUGUUGUUUACUUUUCAAAAAAAAAAAACAAAAAAAAACAAGUUGUUUUCUCA